This is a messenger RNA of Brienomyrus brachyistius, 2678 nucleotides long. RefSeq names its product dephospho-CoA kinase domain containing (gene dcakd). NCBI's taxonomy places the organism in Eukaryota, Metazoa, Chordata, Actinopteri, Osteoglossiformes, Mormyridae. Bases 1443 to 2132 code for a protein of 229 amino acids. Gene Ontology annotation, molecular function: ATP binding; dephospho-CoA kinase activity. The record is from RefSeq and is a predicted model, not a curated record. The transcript is spliced from 5 exons. Gene Ontology annotation, biological process: coenzyme A biosynthetic process.
UUCCGGUGAAACUAAACGCAGUUUACGCAGGGGAGAAGUGGACCAUAUGAAAGUAAGUGCGAGGUGCCUAGGUAUCUAAAUAAAAUAAUAUAAAAUGCAAGCAGCUUAGCUCGCAGUUCAUUAAUAAAUGCAACUGCAUACAGUCCAGAAAACGAUCUCAAAUUUACGUAUUUAGGGGGUGAUUUUGAUGGUGGUUUGUUUACUUUAACAUCUAUUAUAUAGCUAAAAACUCCAGUUAAACCUGUUGAAUUAUGGAGCCAAUUGUUAUUACAAAUCCGUAGUAAAUUAAUAGUUCCAUUCAGCUCUGGAUCGGAUACCAUGAACCAGGCUCAUCUUGUCAGUACCUAAACUAAAAAAAAACUGCCGAGCCUUCAGCCCCAUAACCUUGGAAGAAACCAGGUGCUCUGUACUGAUUUUAAAGUACAGUACCGACAUAUGCUUCCUAUGGCUUGACACUCGCUUUCUCUUCCACUAAACGCAGCUUCACGUUUCGGGGGAUUGAGGGACCUGGUGGCUAAUACGGCAUUAUGGGAGGAAGACUUAUGUGGGUCUCAGUAAAGAGAAACAGAUCGGAAAAGCCUGGAUAGCAAGCAAGGACCUCAUAGGUUGUGCGUGAAAUUAAUUUUAUUCACGUUUUGCAUUACUUUAAAUGUGUGUAUGCAUAUAAGCAUAUAUACUUUCUAAGGCGCCCCGCCCCUCACGCGUGCCCCUCUUAUCCUACAUUAAUGAAGUAUAAGUAAUAUUCCGAUGAUUCGGGGAAAUCAUUAUAUUAGGCUUACCUUGAACAUAUUUUUUCCGAGCGUUGUAACUCAACAUGAAAGGUGAAAAUCUGUGCAGCAGGGACGUGCAGCCGGUAGGUGGGGUGGGGGUGUCUCAGUACCUGCCCCCUUUCCCCGAACGAUUGAAACUGCUCCUUUUCGAUCCGCAAAAUGUAACGAGGGUCCUCCCGCCCAAUCUGCAAAUUAUACCGAUAGCAGACAUAAUGAUUUUUCAAUGCUACUUAAAUAUGUAAAGCAGUUUGGUAAUAUUUGCUUUAUUCCUAAGAUAUUCUGACUGUGACACACAAUAUGCAAAGGUUUGGAAAGUCUGCUCAUAAAGAUCAGUACCUAUGGUGAACUGUCUGCCUUGUACCUUGUACUUUGUACUAUCUGGUAAGCUAUAGACAUCAGGCCCACAAAAACCCUGUACUUAUUUACAGAAAAAGGAUGGAUAUGUAGUAACCAGUGGGCCUAUCCAAUUGGUUGGGCAAAGCAAAUGUCUAGGUGUUUUUCUCCUUCCUAUCUACUCACAAAUGAAAAUUUUAGCAAAAUUAUAAUAUGAUACUAUUUUGGAAGAACAGUAACCAUAUUUAAAAGAGUUAUGCACCUCCUCCCCGUUGUCCCAGAGAGCUCUACCAGAAACUUUAGACAACUGCAAGUAACUUUAGCUGACAGAGAAAUAGGAUGUUUCUGGUGGGGCUGACGGGCGGAAUAGCUUCGGGGAAGAGCACGGUGUCCUCGACACUGCGCGACCUUGGCUGUCCCAUCAUCGACGCCGACGUGGUGGCACGACAAGUGGUGCAGCCCAACAGCCCGGCCUACCGUAGUAUUGUGCUGCAUUUCGGCCCAGAGAUCUUGCUCCCCAACGGUGAGAUCGACCGGCAGAAGCUGGCCCAGAUCGUCUUCUCUAACAUAGAGAAGCGACGCAUCCUCAACUCCAUCACACACCCAGAGAUCCACAAGGCCAUGCUGAAGCGCAUUUUGUUCUUCUUCUUCAGAGGGUACCGCUAUGUGGUCCUGGACGUGCCACUGCUGUUCGAGACUCGCCGACUCACGCGCUUCCUUAACCACACGGUCGUGGUGUACUGCGACCCUGCCACUCAGCUGUCACGCCUCAUGCAUAGGGACAGCCUGAACCAGGAGGAGGCACAGCAGCGAAUCGCAGCCCAGAUGCCCCUGAAUGAGAAGCGCGGACUGGCUAACCACGUCAUCGAGAACUCAGGCAGUCGUGAGGACACCCAUAGACAGGUCCUCAAAUUGCACACCAAACUAGAGGACUCUAUGGAAUUCCUAGUGGUGAGGGGCCUAGCUAUUGCUAUUGCAGUUGGGCUGGGCGGCUUACUUCUGUAUACCAUGAAGCUACUGAUAUCAUAGCAUGAAGUCAUUGUGACAACAAUUGCUUCUUCACAUUGCAGUACAGUGGAGUUUCUUAAUUGUGCAAAAUGCACUGAAAUGCACCUUUUAAUAUAGUUUGUAAUAAAUGUAACUGUUAGAUUUUCUAUUUUUUGAUGGACUCUUUUUAAUCAUUGUUUUAACACUAUAUGGGAAGAUAACUUGUCAGAUGCUGAUAACUGACAAAUUGUCAAAACCUACUGUUUAUUGUUUCACUUUCUCAAGUUAUUUAAUGAUUUGGGCUGUGCUUCACAAAUGUAAAUAUAUUAUAUGAGUUGUUUGGUAUCUUAUAUAAGCUACUGAAUUUACAAGGAUAUAUAUGUAUGUACAAUAUUUCUUUCGUUGCUGGUGAAACCCUACAACAGCACACUGAAAGUCUAUCUCCAAUUUUGUGUUUGGGAGCAAAACAAAUAUUCACCACUAGAUGGGAGUAUCACAAACCUUUAUUUCUUUGCAUGUGGUUGGAAAACUGCAGUUGACUAGAAUAAAAGAGAAUAAGUUGUUUAAUAAAAUAAUAUCGUAUUUGGA